GUAGCGUUCUACUGGAUCCCCGCGCACCUCAACGUCCCCGGCAAUGAGAUGGCGGACGAUGCAGCCAAGCGGGCCACCGGCUGGCGGAACAACGCCCCCCCAGGGCCCCCGGCAGCCCGAUUAGCCGACAUCCCGAGACAAGGCCUCCGCUCCUCCGCCGGAGCAGUAGUGCAGCGAUACAAGGGCCUCUCCGCCCCGCAGGCAAGCACACUGUUCCAGGCGCGUACGGGCAAGAUCGGGCUUAAUCACUUCCUGACCACCAUCCGGAAGCAGGAGGACCCCCUCUGCCCCUGCGGGCAAGCGGAGGAGACAGUAGCCCACAUUCUCCUGCGCUGCACCCGCUAC
Messenger RNA from Aspergillus steynii IBT 23096, 345 nucleotides. RefSeq lists its product as uncharacterized. The transcript has 2 exons. Gene Ontology annotation, molecular function: nucleic acid binding; RNA-DNA hybrid ribonuclease activity. The record is from RefSeq and is a predicted model, not a curated record. Lineage: Eukaryota; Fungi; Ascomycota; Eurotiomycetes; Eurotiales; Aspergillaceae. The annotation marks the transcript as partial.